Ornithorhynchus anatinus (platypus) is the source of this 3882-nucleotide messenger RNA. It is a transcript of the gene PHC2, whose product is annotated as polyhomeotic homolog 2. The coding region runs from base 55 to 2679 and encodes 874 amino acids. NCBI's taxonomy places the organism in Eukaryota, Metazoa, Chordata, Mammalia, Monotremata, Ornithorhynchidae. Gene Ontology annotation, cellular component: PRC1 complex; nucleus. The record is from RefSeq and is a predicted model, not a curated record. Gene Ontology annotation, molecular function: protein binding; zinc ion binding. The transcript has 14 exons.
CACCCACUGCCCCACCCGCCCUCCGAACGUCCCAUCUUUGCCACUCCGUGGGCCAUGGAGAACGAGCUUCCAACGCCACCGACAUCUAGCAGUUCCAACGUUGCCAGUGGAGCCGGCGGUGCCAGCGGUGCCAGUGGUGCCAGCAGCAGUGGGGGUGGCCGUCCAGCUGGCCCACAGAUCUCUGUCUAUAGCAGCAUCCCUGACAGGCAGACAGUCCAGGUGAUCCAGCAGGCCCUGCACCGCCAGCCCAGCACAGCGGCUCAGUACCUGCAGCAGAUGUAUGCGGCGCAGCAGCAGCAUCUCAUGCUGCACACAGCAGCACUCCAGCAGCAGCAGCACUUGAGCAGCGCCCAGCUCCAGAGCCUGGCGGCGGUGCAGCAGGCGAGUCUGGUGGCCAACAGACAGGCUGGUCCCUCGGGUAACACUGGCUCCACGCAGUCCCCAGCUCAGCAAUCCUCAAUAAACCUGGCAACUUCACCUGCUGCAGCCCAGCUCAUCAACCGGGCUCAGAGUGUCAGUUCAGCUGCGGCCGCCGCUUCAGGCAUCAGCCAGCCAGCUGUCCUCCUGGGUAAUGCCUCUUCCUCCCCUGCCCUGACAGCCAGCCAGGCCCAGAUGUAUCUGCGGGCCCAGAUGCUCAUCUUUACGCCCACGGCCACCGUCGCCACCAUGCCGCCUGAGCUCUGCACUGGCUCCCCUGCCCAGCCCCCCACCCCCACCCAGGUCCAGAACGUGGCCCUCCGGACGCAGCAGACGGCAGCGGCGGCAGCGGCGGCCUCCUCGGGCCCUCCGCCCCCCCAGCCCACAUUGCCCAGCCUGACCCUGAAACCCCCUCCCGGCAGCAGCCAGCCUCUACCCACCCCCUCCCCGGGCAGGAGCGCGGCCCCGGGACCCCCUGCCAAGCCAGGCAUAGCUGACAGUGCAGCCGAGCAGCUCAAGAAGGGGGACGGCGGCGGCGGGGGUGUGCCGGGGGCCACAGAGGGCCGGGGCCUCGCCCGGACGGGUCCCGCUGCGGCCACACACCCCCUCAUCGCACCGGCCUACGCUCAGCUCCUCCCGCAACCUCCACCGAAGCCCCUGCAGCCCCCGUUUGUGAUCCAGCAGCAGCAGCAACAGCAACAUCAACCACCACCACAACAGCAGCAGCAACAGCCACAGCAGCCCCCUCCCCGGCCCCAGUUCCAGCCUCAGCCCCAGGCCCAGGCCCAGCUUCAGCUUACCCCAACUCCGGCCCGAACCAACCUAGCCCUUCAAUCCAGUCCUCCGGCUAAUGCCGCUCCACCGGCCCUUCCGCUCCAGUGCCCAGCUGCCGGUCAGCACAAAUCUAGCAGCAUGCCGCAGGGUGAACCCCUCACGGCGGAGGCCGGGCCUCAAAAUGGACACCCCGAAGGCCCGUCCCCUGGCCCGCAGCGCAGGUUUCAGCAUAGCUCAGCUGUCAUCCUGCAGUUGCAACCCACGUCGCCUAGGCCCCAGCUGUGUGCCCCAGAUGCCCAGAAGGAGGCUGUGCCAAGGGAGAAGAGCAUGCCUGAAACCCUGACCACUCCUUCACCCCUGCAGCCAGCCACCCCAUCUCCCACACCCACCAGUCCAUCUCAGGCCCGGAACUCCGACUGCAAGCGGCCCCAGGCUCACGAGCCAGGGCAGGGCGUUGUUCGUGAGCAGCACGACCUCCGCAGCCCCGGCAUGACCUCAGGGAACGGGAGCUCUGCCUCUAGCGUUGCUGGCACCGCCCCCCAGAAUGGUGAGACUAAGCCGCCCCACGCCAUUGUCAGACCCCAAAUCCUGACGCACGUUAUCGAGGGCUUUGUGAUCCAGGAGGGUGCGGAGCCUUUCCCGGUGGGCCGCUCCUCCCUGCUGGUGGGCAAUCUCAGGAAGCAGUAUGCCCAGGGGCUCCCGGCGGAGAAACUCCCCCAGCAGGACAACACUACCACCACUGACUCCGACAUGGAAGAACCCUAUCUGCAAGACAAGGGGGUCUGUGUGCUUGUUUCAGAAUCCAAAGAGGAAGGGGCUCCCCUGAAGCUCAAGUGUGAGCUAUGUGGCCGGGUAGACUUUGCCUAUAAGUUCAAGCGAUCCAAGCGCUUCUGCUCCAUGGCUUGUGCCAAGAGGUACAAUGUAGGCUGCACCAAACGGGUGGGGCUCUUUCACUCGGACCGGAGCAAGCUACAGAAGCCGGGGGGGCCGCCCCACAACCGCCGGCGGACCAGCAAGGGGGGCCUGCAGACCCUCACCAAGGAGGCCAAGAAGCAGCCCCCUGGGGCCGUGCCCCUUUCGGUGACGGCAGCCUUGCAGCUCACCCACAGCCAGGAGGACUCGAGCCGCUGCUCAGACAACUCCAGCUACGAGGAGCCACUGUCUCCCAUCUCUGCCAGCUCCUCUACCUCCCGCCGCCGCCAGGCCCAGAGGGACCUGGAGCUCCCAGACAUGCACAUGCGGGACCUGGUGGGUGUCGGGCACCACUUCCUGCCCAGCGAGCCCACCAAGUGGAACGUGGAGGACGUGUACGAGUUCAUCCGCUCCCUGCCGGGCUGCCAGGAGAUCGCGGAGGAGUUCCGAGCCCAGGAGAUUGAUGGGCAGGCACUGUUGCUGCUCAAGGAGGACCAUUUGAUGAGCGCCAUGAACAUCAAACUGGGCCCUGCCCUCAAGAUCUACGCCCGCAUCAGCAUGCUGAAGGACUCCUAGGCCCCAUCCCUCCCUGUGCUCCCGCCCCACCUCUGAGUGAGGAGAGAAGAGAGCCGAAGCGGGAGGACCAGAGCCAUACUCUCCUGAGGGGAGCUAGGGCCAGAGCAUUGCCAGCAGGCUCCCCGUCCUUUCUUUCCCUUUCUCUCUGUCUCACUCAUACACACACACACACUCUCACACACCCCUCCCGCCCCCCCAAGGGCCUUCCCUUCUGCCAUGGAAGAGAAGGCUGAGGGUGCAGAAGCUGGGUGCUCUGUGGUUGUAAAUAUUUGUAGCCUCAGCUUCUUCCCCCUGCUCCAGGGGCGAUGAUAACCUCAACGUUCCCGAGCCUGAGUGAGCAGGGCCCUGAAGCCAGGUCAGGUGGUCUCUCACAUGCCCUGCCUCCCCUGCCCUCCCCCUCUUCCGCCCUUCCUCCCCAGGCUUGGUAGCUCUUCUUCUACUACUUCCCUCUCCCUUGGGCCUAUCGUCACCAUAGCAACUGGGGUCCUCCCCUCUGCUCCCCAAGUUGGUCGAGAGAAAGGAGCUGGGCUAACCUGCCGUGCCCACCAGCAGGGCCGCCUUAAUGCUGUGUGUGGGGGGAUGUGUGUGUGAGAGAGAGAGAGACAUUCACACAUGGACUGUGGAGUGUGCAGGUUACGUGUGGGCCAAGCUGAGCUGUUGGUGGGAAAUGGGCAGGAGCUGCAGCCCCAGCCCAAGGAGGAGGAUGUUUGGAUUUCUUUUCCUGGGCUUGUCAAACUCGCUGAGCCCUUGGAAACCAGCACCUCACACUGUGAAUUGCCUCGUAUGCCAUGCAUUCCCACAAACAGCAUUAAGGAGUCACAACAGAAGCAGUCUUGGAGGAGGGGAAGAAUCGAGGCCCAAGUCCCCAGUCUCUCCUUCCCUCCGGCACAGUCUGGCCAGAGCCCCUAUCCCAACUGGCCCAGAAAGGGCAGCCCCAGGUAACGUCCUGCCCUGCUCUUACCUGCCCUCCCCUUCCUUCCCCUGCCCUAUCCCAGACUUUUUGCGACAGGUAGUGAUGCUCAGUGAGGCAGGAAGAGGGCUAGCCUUUGCCUUGCCCUGUUGGAAGCUGCUGGGAGGAUGGCCCUCUGGACUAGCAGGCCAAGAUGGGGCUUUCCUCAAGGGGGCUGGGCCUCAAGCAGGGUAGGAAAUGAAGGACUUUUUAAACCUUUUGUGGUUUUUUUAAAAUAAAUUUGUAAAAGCUGC